AUGCAGAACGUCUCUUCUCACAAACAUUUCAUCCUCGAUGGCUUCAGUGAACUGGGAGCGCUGAGGCCCGUCCUCUUCGUCCCUUAUUCCAUAAUGUUUGUUGUGUCGCUGUCGGCCAACUCCUUGCUGCUGUACGUCGUCAUUUCACAGAGAAGCCUCCACUCGCCGAUGUACAUCCUCAUCGCCGGCAUGGCAUGUGUGGACCUGAGUCUCCCGCUGUUCUUCGUCCCCCACAUGCUGCUGAGCUUCCUGUUUGACUGGAGGGGAAUCUCUCUGAUUGGCUGCCUGGUUCAAAUGUUUUUCAUUCACUCUUUAGGAGCUUAUCAGUCGACGUUGCUGGUAUGGAUGGCGCUGGACCGCUACUUUGCCAUCUGCACGCCACUCUACUACCAUGAACGCAUGGCGUUAACGAGAUUCCUCAAGUUCAUCAUCCCGCUAGUACUCAGAAACGUGUUCAUGGACUCGCUGUUAGUGAGCCUGGCAGGAAAGUUGUCUUUCUGCAGAAACGUGAUGAACCACUGUUUCUGUGAGCACAUGGCCUUAGUGGAGCUGGCCUGUGGAAGCACCGCCAUCAACAACCUGGUUGGGUUGCUAGUAGUGUUCCUCAUCCCUGUAGUUGACUUCAUCAUUAUCACUGCCUCCUACAUCAUCAUAUUCAGCUCUGUGCCCAAGUCCGGUGGGUCCGGGGUCAAAGCACUCCAAACGUGCGUCACCCACAUCGUGGUCAUCAUCGUCAGCCUGACCAUCGCACUUGUUGCUUUCCUGUCGUAUCGGAUCAAAAACGGUCUCCCUGCUGAAAGUCGAGUUUUCUUCAGCACCAUGUACGUGCUGUUCCCGAGCUGUUUCAACCCGAUCAUCUACGGCAUCAGAACCGCCAAGAUCCGACAGAACAUCGUGGACACACUGAAGCGCUGUCGUCUUGUCUCAACUGGGACUCAUUCUUAA
This is a messenger RNA of Perca flavescens (yellow perch), 945 nucleotides long. Its product is annotated as olfactory receptor 52K1-like. The record is from RefSeq and is a predicted model, not a curated record. Gene Ontology annotation, biological process: G protein-coupled receptor signaling pathway. Lineage: Eukaryota; Metazoa; Chordata; Actinopteri; Perciformes; Percidae. The transcript has a single exon. Gene Ontology annotation, cellular component: plasma membrane. Gene Ontology annotation, molecular function: G protein-coupled receptor activity; olfactory receptor activity. Bases 1 to 945 code for a protein of 314 amino acids.